AUGGAUAAUUUUGAUUUUUCACUUGCAAUUUUCGUCGGAAUCGAGAGUUUUCUGUCGCUGAUAAUCGUCGUUGGCAAUAUUCUAGUGGCCCUCGCACUGACCAGGAUGUUGGGCCCUGGCCGAUUACGCCGGAAGUCGUCGCACGAGCUAAUCCUUUCCUUGGCCGCAGCUGAUCUUUGUGUCGGCUUGAUUAGCAUUCCCCUAACAGUUGCUGCUAGAAUUGGUUUCUUUUCGACUGUUAUUGCUUGCUCCGGAGCUUUAGCUUCCAUCCAAGUUCCGCACUUUGCUUCUCUCUUCGGCUUGGUGUUCAUUUCAAUCGAGCGGUUUCUGACUGUUUCUAACAGCAGCAGCAGAAGUCGACUCGCAAACAAGAUGUUCAUUGGCUCGACUUGGGGAUGCUCCUGUAUUUUGUCUGUACUACCUCUUCUCGUAAAAUUGGCAAAAGGAGAAGAUGAAGCGGUGGAAACCUGCUCGUUCGGCACCGCAACACCAAGGUGGUACUCGAUUCUCUGCCUGGCCAUCUUUAUCCUCUGCAUCCUCAUCAUCUCCACCUUCUAUUUCCGCAUGUCCAGAGUCGCCAUCGCGGCUCAGAAAAAGAUCCGAGCCCGCCGAUCGACAAUCAUUUUCCCCAAUAUCAAUGCGGCCCCAAAGCGGAGUUUUUCAAUGCCAGACGUUUCCCGACUCAACUAUCAAGUGAUCCACAGCUCAAAAGCGGACAUGAUCUUGCAUCCUUCAUGCGAUUUGGAAAGCGGGAGCCAGGAAACUCUUUCUUCUGGAUAUUGUUCUCAAGGAUCAACCGGUUCUGGCUGCGAAGAAUCAAUUUCCGGCGACUCCCAAAAGACCUCAUCCAACUUCCAAGUUAUGAAGAACAAGAUCCUAGCCGUCUCGAACAAGUCCCUCCACAUGAUCCACAAAUUUCAAACAAAACGAGAUGCCCUUACCGUUUCCGAAAAAGCUGGAGAAGUGAUGAUUCUUCUUGUUGCGACGAUUUUCUUGACUCAAGUUGGAUUCUUCCUUGCUCCGUUUUUGACGACUUUUGCUGCUUCUCCGAUUAUAUCGAUGAUUGGUACCACUCUUCUGCAAAUUAACUCAUCACUCAACCCACUACUCUACUCCAUGCGAGUGAAGCCGGUUCGAACAAGUUUGAUGAAUCUUUUCAAGCGAAGAGAAUCUGCUCAAUUUUAUUUGUAA
This is a messenger RNA of Oikopleura dioica, 1191 nucleotides long. The record is from the annotation of a GenBank genome assembly. NCBI's taxonomy places the organism in Eukaryota, Metazoa, Chordata, Appendicularia, Copelata, Oikopleuridae.